AUGAGCCACAAGCACAAGAAGCCCGCGAAGCCCUCAGUCGCCAACGGCGGCCGCCAUCGCUGUCCCGACUGCAGGAAAAUACCCAUCGCGUCCUGCUUCGGCCACCAUCUCUUCAUGUGCAAAAGUCAUCCUUCAAUCUGCUACACCAAGUUCAAUCCCUGCCAGCUUUGCGAGGGAGAGAGCCGCCGACGGGCCAGAGCCGAGAAGAUCCAGGCAGCCGAGGCCAAGGCGGAACUAGAAAGGCGAAAGGCGCAGCAGAAGGAGGAGGCGCGCCAGAAGCUGGACCGCAAGCUGAAGUGGACGGACUCUCAGAGGGCGGCAAGGCUGACGGCCAUGGGUGAAAAGUCGGGUUAG
Messenger RNA from Diaporthe batatas, 354 nucleotides. RefSeq lists its product as uncharacterized. Bases 1 to 354 code for a protein of 117 amino acids. NCBI's taxonomy places the organism in Eukaryota, Fungi, Ascomycota, Sordariomycetes, Diaporthales, Diaporthaceae. The transcript has 2 exons. The record is from RefSeq and is a predicted model, not a curated record.